Messenger RNA from Lates calcarifer (barramundi perch), 2337 nucleotides. It is a transcript of the gene shmt1, whose product is annotated as serine hydroxymethyltransferase 1 (soluble). The record is from RefSeq and is a predicted model, not a curated record. Gene Ontology annotation, molecular function: mRNA 5'-UTR binding; glycine hydroxymethyltransferase activity; mRNA regulatory element binding translation repressor activity. The transcript is spliced from 12 exons. Gene Ontology annotation, cellular component: cytoplasm; cytosol; nucleus. Lineage: Eukaryota; Metazoa; Chordata; Actinopteri; Centropomidae. Bases 168 to 1616 code for a protein of 482 amino acids. Gene Ontology annotation, biological process: tetrahydrofolate interconversion; folic acid metabolic process; L-serine catabolic process.
GAGAAAGUGAGCGGAUUGGUGGAAAGUUUGGCGGACUUUAUCCUCCGUCCAGAGGAAGCUUUAUGUUGAAGCGCGCGGCUCUGAUCUCAGCUCAGUUUUAUUGCUGACAGCGGCGGGCGUCUGCUCUCUACGGAUCUACACUUUGUGUGACCAAAGAAUCAUCAGCCAUGUCUUUAACAAACGGCCACAGCGUGAGCAAAGAAACAUGGGAGUCACACAACAAGAUGAUGCUGGAGCCCCUGGUCAUCAACGACUCUGAGGUGUUCUCCAUCAUUAAAAAGGAGAAGCACAGGCAGAUAUACGGUCUGGAGCUGAUUGCAUCCGAGAACUUUGCCAGCAGAGCUGUUCUCGAGGCUCUGGGUUCCUGUAUGAACAACAAGUACUCUGAGGGGUAUCCCGGACAGAGGUACUAUGGUGGUACAGAGCAUGUUGAUGAGCUAGAGAGACUCUGUCAGAAGAGGGCACUGGAGGCCUACGGUCUGGACUCCGAGAAAUGGGGUGUCAACGUGCAGCCAUACUCAGGUUCUCCUGCUAACUUUGCUGUCUACACGGCUGUUGUGGAGCCCCAUGGCAGGAUCAUGGGACUGGACCUUCCUGAUGGAGGUCACUUGACACACGGUUUCAUGACUGACAAGAAGAAAAUCUCAGCAACGUCCAUCUUCUUUGAGUCCAUGCCAUAUAAGGUGAAUCCAGAGACUGGCUACAUUGACUAUGACAGACUGCAAGAAAACGCACGGCUGUUCCACCCCAAACUCAUCAUUGCAGGAACGAGCUGCUAUUCGCGCAACCUUGACUAUUCCCGCCUGAAGCAGAUCGCUAAUGAGAACGGUGCAUAUCUGAUGGGAGACAUGGCUCACAUCAGUGGUUUGGUGGCUGCUGGUGUGGUGCCCUCACCCUUUGAGCACUGUGACAUUGUUUCCACAACGACACACAAGACGCUGCGUGGCUGCCGCGCUGGACUUAUCUUCUACAGGAAAGGUGUGCGCAGUGUGGAUGCCAAGGGGAAGGAGACACUGUACAACUUGGAGUCUUUGAUAAAUCAGGCCGUGUUCCCUGGGCUGCAGGGAGGACCACACAACCACGCUAUUGCAGGUGUUGCUGUAGCUCUCAGACAAGCCAUGACACCGGAGUUCAAGGCCUACCAGAUGCAGGUUCUUGCUAACUGCAAAUCUCUGUCCAGUUCCCUUAUUGACCACGGCUACAAGAUCGUCACUGGCGGCUCUGACAACCAUCUGAUCCUGUUGGACCUGCGCAGCAAAGGAACUGAUGGAGGCAGAGCAGAGAAGGUUCUGGAAGCCUGUGCCAUUGCUUGUAAUAAGAACACCUGUCCAGGGGAUAAGAGUGCUUUGCGCCCCAGUGGUCUUAGGUUUGGCUCUCCAGCUCUGACCUCCAGAGGCUUGGUGCAGGAUGACUUCAGGAAGGUCGCUGAGUUCAUUCACAGAGGUAUUGAGCUGACCUUGGAGGUGCAGAGAAGCCUGGAUCCCAAGGCCACUCUGAAAGAGUUCACUCAGGCUCUGUCCCAGGGAGAGAAGUUCCAGCAGCGGGUAGCAGAGAUCAGGGCCGAAGUGGAGGCGUUCGCUGGUCAGUUCCCCAUGCCUGGACUACCUGAGCUGUAGAGGGCAGCAGCUGAGACACUGAAGGCGCUUGGACUGAAGAUUACUGAACAUUAGUAUGCCAACUGUGAUGAUGUGUUGUUUUGUGUGUCUAUCUGUGAAAUUUGUCAAAUCAAUCCCCAAGUCAAGACACUUCCUUACUGACUUCACGCUGUCAUGGAUACACACAUUAUACCAUGGCCUGGAACAAACUUGUCUUAAUUAUUGAGUAUUGUUACAAUGUCUUUGCUGAUUUAAAUGUUUUUUUUUCACCUAAGCUUCAGUCUUGGAAGUUAAGCUUUAAUCUCCAUUUCCUUUGUGUUACAUUUAAAACUCCAAAGUUUUCUAGCAGACAGCACUGCGUGUUCAAGCACAAAGCAUGACUACUAGUUUCAUACAUGAGCAUUCAAUCUCAUUUACAAUAAAAUCAGCUAAAUAAUAAGACCACGGUUAUAUUUAAUUAAAGUAACCAUAAUUAAUGAAACUGCAGUGUCUGUGCGUAAUCCUUCAGUUUGCCUGCAGAUGCUGCAGUGGGUAAAAUCAUCUGUGCAUGGUGGUAUAUGAAAAUAUUGUAAUGAAUUAACAGUAAUUAAUUUGUUAGCUUGAGCAAAUUACCCUUUGUUUCCUUUUGAAACUGAGAUAUCAAGUUAUCUCAAGAAAACAAACUGAAUAAUUCUAAACUUAUUUAAAAAAAAGGAAAUUAUAUGUAUAGUUUCCAUCCACUAUUAAAGCUAAUUAAAGAGUU